UCCUACAAGAACAGGCUGGGUUUACGGGAAAACGUCACGUGUGUAGGUUAAUUUUGGAAGGCAGGGAAAGAUUUAAAAGGAUGCCAUGUCUGUGAGCAUCCAGAAGACAUCACAGGAACCAGGAACAGUUCUAGCUACUCUGUACUUCACACAAACAUGGAUUAUUUCUUCAAGGCUGUCAGUAGCACUGUAACAGCAGUUGCUGGAGGUACUGCUGCAGCUGCAAAAGCCUUGGCGGAAACACGAGUGGAGGUUGCCAAAGGAAUUUCAGAAGGAUUUCAAGAAGCAAUGGCUGAGAAGGACAGAGCUUGUACAGGAGGGGAAAAGCGCUUAGUAAUUGUAGACCUGCUGACUAAACCAGUAGCUGGUGCCGUUUCAGCUGGGAUUAAAGGCAUUGCGAAGGCUCCAAGGAAAGUUGUGGAAGGAGCUGUGGAAGCAAACACGGAUGACGUCUUCAAGGCGAUUGGUGUCACUGCAGCAGGAUUGGCUGGAGGUACAAUUGGUGUCAUGAAAGCUGUGGUGGACACCUCAGUAGACGUUGUCAAGGGAGUUAAAGAAGGACUUGAUGAAACAAGGAAUGAGGUGGACACCUCUUCCAUGGAAGAAGAAGGACUCAUGGCAUAUGCAGAUGUGUUGACUAAACCGGUAGCCAGUGGAAUUUCAGCCGGGAUUAAAGGCAUUGCGCAGGCUCCAAGGAAAGUUAUGGCAGGAACUGCGGAAGGUUUGGAGGCUGUAUCGGCAAACAUGGAUUAUUUCUUCAAGGCUGUCAGUGACACUGCAGCAGCAGUUGCUGGAGGUACUGUUGCGGCUGCAAAAGCCUUGGUGGACACAUCAGUAGAUGCUGCCAAAGGAUUUUCAGAAGGAGUUCAAGAAGCAAUUGCUGAGAACAACAGAGCUCGUACAGAAGAGGAAAAGAUCUUUGCAUUUGUAGAUCUGCUGACCAAACCAGUAGCCGGUGGCGUUUCAGCUGGGAUUAAAGGCAUUGCGAAGGCUCCAAGGAAAGUUGUGGAAGGAGCUGUGGAAGCAAACUCAGAUGAUGUCUACAAGGCAAUUGGUGCCACUGCAGCAGGAGUUGCUGGGGGUACGAUUGGGGUCGUGAAAGCUGUGGUGGACACCUCAGUAGACAUCGUCAAGGGGGUCACAGACGGAUUUGAAGAAGCAAAGACCGAAGUGGACAGUGCUUGUUCAGAAGAACAAAAGGCCAUGGCGUUGGUAGAUGUGCUGACUACACCAGUAGCCGGUGGAGUUUCAGCUGGGAUUAAAACUAUUGCGCAGACGCCAAAGAAAUUUGUGGCAGGAGUUGUGAAAGGUGUAGAGGCUGUAAUCGAUGAAUAACUCACUGUAAUAAGACAUACACCAGUAGAGUCUGUCUGACUAUUAGGACAUGUGUGGAAAUCUGAUGAAGUUUUAUCUUACAUCAAGUUACAUCAAUGUUGAAGAUCAGAAUCAAGCAACCAAAGUGGCUCCGAUCUGUUUUGAAAAGAUCCGAUUUGCCUGUUAACUCACAGCUCUGAUUUGUGACCCACUAAGGCAAAGAAAAUGAGAUUGAUGCUAUAUCAACCUUGCUACGUGAACAUAGCUGAAGCAGCACUUUUUAUUUCUAUUUUUUUGGCUUUAAUGUGUCAGAUUUCAGAGCUAUGUUGAUACGCAAAUACAACAUUUUCAAAUUAUAUCUGA
This is a messenger RNA of Pygocentrus nattereri (red-bellied piranha), 1677 nucleotides long. RefSeq lists its product as uncharacterized. The transcript has 5 exons. The coding region runs from base 157 to 1335 and encodes 392 amino acids. NCBI's taxonomy places the organism in Eukaryota, Metazoa, Chordata, Actinopteri, Characiformes, Serrasalmidae. The record is from RefSeq and is a predicted model, not a curated record.